Messenger RNA from Schistocerca piceifrons (Central American locust), 623 nucleotides. RefSeq lists its product as uncharacterized. Lineage: Eukaryota; Metazoa; Arthropoda; Insecta; Orthoptera; Acrididae. Bases 162 to 623 code for a protein of 153 amino acids. The transcript has 3 exons. The record is from RefSeq and is a predicted model, not a curated record. Gene Ontology annotation, biological process: glucosylceramide catabolic process. Gene Ontology annotation, molecular function: glucosylceramidase activity.
UUGUAGAUGCUAUGUUUGUUUUGUUUGCUGAUGAUACAAACAUUGCAAUAAAUAGCGAGUAAAGUACAAAUUUACAAAUAGCUUCUAACUGAAUUUUCACUAUCGUUAAUAAACGGUUUAAAGCUAAUUCAUUGUCGUUAAACUUUGAAAAGAUCCACUAUAUGCAGUUCAGAACGUGUGAGAGAUUUCCUCCCACCGUGUGUAUAGCAUAUGAAGACAUGCAGAUCGAAGAUGUUGACAGCGUUAAAUUUUUGGAAUUACAACUAGAUAAUAAAUUCAGUUGGGAAGAGCAUUCCACUGAAUUGCUGAAGCGCCUAAAGAAGUCUGUAUUUGCAGUCGGAAUGAUGUCAGUUGUACGAGUUGCAGUUAAUGCUGACUCACAAUGCAUUCCCAAAAGUUUUGGAUAUGACAGCAUUGUAUGUGUCUGCAAUUCCACAUACUGUGAUGAAUUUGAAACAGUAACGCACUUUCCAUCUGGACAGUAUUUACUGUACACUUCAACAAAAGAUGGGCUUCGCUUCAAGAAGAGCAAUGGUUCAUUUUCUGCAAGAAAGAAUGCCUCCUCUGUUGCACUUUGCUUUUUAUACUCUGAAUGUUUUGGUGAAGCACUGUUAGAGAUUUAA